Molecule: messenger RNA, 1135 nt
Organism: Myotis myotis
Lineage: Eukaryota; Metazoa; Chordata; Mammalia; Chiroptera; Vespertilionidae
Gene: IMMP1L
Product: inner mitochondrial membrane peptidase subunit 1
Exons: 8
Coding region: 535-1035 (166 amino acids)
Cellular component (GO): mitochondrial inner membrane peptidase complex; membrane
Molecular function (GO): serine-type endopeptidase activity
Source: RefSeq, a predicted model, not a curated record
CCAGUAGUCGGCCUGUCAGCGCCAGCCCCCAACUCCCGCCUCCUUGCGGCUCUCGUAGCCAAUAGAACUGCGAGUUCCGUCUUAAGUCAACCAAUAGCAAGGCGUCUUGCUGAAAAGUGCUCUCUGCGUGAGGACGGCGGACUUGUGCGGGACCCAGAAGCGAUCGGUGGAGCGACAUAUCAAACAACUGCCAGUAGGACUUUUCACCUAAGCUUGUUUGUGAAGAGGAAAGAUACAUUUCCCCGCCCCUUCCUCUUCUGAUAUCUGAAAAUUCAUCGUCUUCACCUGAAGUCAUUAAUGUUUUUUCAAUGGUUGUGUUAUACUGAAGGAAUCGGAACUCGCCUUAAUGAGUUGCUUGCUGAGCAUCUGAGCUCAGUUUGUCAGUGGCAGAAAUCCUGAAACCAUGGGUCACCCACAUAUGCUUUGAGAUGCGUUAGAUGCUUUUUCUUUCCUGGAAGCCCUGCAACAACUCUAAACUUUGAAUAUAUUGUAGAACAGAUCUAUGGCCAGUGGUGACAGAGUCUACAUAGAACUAUGCUUCGUGGUGUUCUGGGGAAAACCUUUCGACUUGUUGGCUAUACUAUUCAGUAUGGCUGUAUAGCACAUUGUGCUUUUGAAUAUGUUGGUGGUGUUGUCAUGUGUUCUGGACCAUCAAUGGAGCCUACGAUUCAAAAUGCAGAUAUUGUCUUUGCAGAAAAUCUUAGUCGACAUUUUUAUGGUAUCCAAAGAGGUGACAUUGUGAUUGCAAAAAGUCCAAGUGAUCCAAAAUCAAAUAUUUGUAAAAGAGUAAUUGGUUUGGAAGGAGACAAAAUGCUCACCAGUAGUUCAUCAAGUUUCUUUAAAAGCCAUAGUUAUGUGCCAAUGGGCCAUGUUUGGUUAGAAGGUGAUAAUUUACAGAAUUCUACAGAUUCCAGGUCUUAUGGACCUAUUCCAUAUGGACUAAUAAGAGGACGGAUCUUCUUUAAGAUUUGGCCUCUGAGUGAUUUUGGAUUUCUACGUGAUAGCCCUAAUGGCCACAGAUUUUCUGAUGAUUAGCCAACAUUUAUUCUUUUGAUUUGAUUAUUGCCUCCUGUUCAAGUAAAGUUAUUAUUGCCACUGAAACCAUGUACUUACUAAUAAACUAUUUGCUAUUCAG